Aspergillus aculeatus ATCC 16872 is the source of this 813-nucleotide messenger RNA. RefSeq lists its product as uncharacterized. NCBI's taxonomy places the organism in Eukaryota, Fungi, Ascomycota, Eurotiomycetes, Eurotiales, Aspergillaceae. Gene Ontology annotation, biological process: mitochondrial citrate transmembrane transport. The record is from RefSeq and is a predicted model, not a curated record. The transcript is spliced from 2 exons. The annotation marks the transcript as partial.
UAUCCGACAGAGUAUCUCAAGACCAGCCAACAACUACAGACCAAAAAGACCAACCCGCUGCACCUCCUGCUCAGCACCAUCCGCCACCAUGGCCUCGGCCACCUCUACACCGGCAGCAUGGCCUUCUGCGUCUCAAACGCCUCCAAGUCCGGCGUGCGAUUCUUCGCCUUCGACACCGCGCGCAAGUAUAUGCCCGUCGACGCGCAGGGCAAGGUGACCUCUCUCGGCAAUCUCGGCGCCGGCAUGAUCGCCGGCGUCGCCGAGAGUGUCGCCGUCGUCACGCCGGGCGAGACCCUCAAGACCAAGAUCAUUGACGACCGCGCGGGGGCACGGCAAUAUCGUUCGGCCAUCCAUGCCAUCCGCACAAUCGCUGCGACCGAGGGCGUCGCGGGGCUCUAUCGCGGUGUCGUCCCCGUCACGAUGAAGCAGUCGGCGAACGCGAUGGUACGGUUCACCAGCUACAACUUCCUGUUUGGCCAGUUCCGCGCCUGGCAGCUGCCCUCGUCGCUGAGCACGGCGGGGGCCGGAGCGUUGGCCGGCGUGGUCACGGUGUACAUGACGAUGCCGUUCGAUGCGAUCAAGACGCGUUUGCAGGCGAUUGGGGGCUUGGAACGCUACAAAGGGACGCUGGACUGUGUGCAGUCGGUCAUCCGUCAGGAGGGCAUCACCUCGCUGUGGCGGGGGACGACGCCUCGUCUGGCUCGGUUGAGUAUAUCCGGUGCGGUGAGUUUCACCAUCUAUGAAAAGGUCAUCGAGCAAACGGUUAAGUGGAAGAGCGUGGAGGUCCAGUCAGCAAGGAACCAAGUAAUCUGA